AUGGUUGCCAACUAUAAAUACACUCUAUGCGUCGCAACACGACGUGACAAUGUCAACCACUUCAUCGCAUAUCGCACCAUAGUCAAAUACCUGCGCAUGGUCAAGCUCCGGGAACACCUUUACGAGAACUUUGCCGUCGCCGUUCAGAUCCAAUACAUCCUGCCCCCUCGAUUCAAGAUACUUGGCCACGCUGGGAACAUCAACAAUGAUGUCCUGUCCCGAAAGUAUGACGGCCACCCGUCUAUUUCCAACCCUGCUUCCAUCUGGUCCUCGCCUUUGGACCAGGUCAUCCUUCCAAAUGAUGCUGUCCCGCCAGAACAGGUGCCGCCCGAGACAAUGAGCGACACCUGGAUCUGUGCUCGCAAAGUACCACAGCUGCCACUCAUUUGCGCGACUGGGGAGGCGGCGAGUGAAGUUGUAAGCCACGGGGGGCAGGUGAAGCAUGAUGGUUACGGGGUCGAUCAUUGCUACAGCACUGACCCUGGAUCGCAUGCUCGGCGAGUGGAGUACGUGGGCAGCCUGGACCGACCCGUAGGAAUGGGAUGCGAUGGCAAACGUGUCCCAGUUGUGGUGGUCGAGUAUGAGAUUGACCUGGCGCAGAAACUCUACCCUGUCCAGAGGGGAAGAGGUCAGGCGGAAUGA
This is a messenger RNA of Clonostachys solani, 642 nucleotides long. Lineage: Eukaryota; Fungi; Ascomycota; Sordariomycetes; Hypocreales; Bionectriaceae. The record is from the annotation of a GenBank genome assembly.